CCGCACUUUUUGACAACAGAAUAUAACCUAACCUCGAUAUAUAAUUCUCAAAAAAUUUUUGAUUUUCAUACAGGUUAUUUAUUUAUCAAGUAAUAAUAAAAAAUAUAAAUUUGACUGUAAAUAUGGCAUAACAAACAUGGUAAUAAAGGAUCAAAUGCCAAGUAAAUGCAAGCUGCACUUCCAAUUGUAUAGAAUUGAUAGAAAGCAGUGGUCCAGUAGACAGCUGGUUGUGAAUAAUUAUAUGGAAACCAUCCUUGAUAUAACAAAACAUCCGGUGGAUUCAUCAUAAAUAUGUGACCCGUGGAAUACCAUGCCGUUGAAAUUAUAAAUGUCAAGGGAUAAUAUGAAAUAAUAUAUCUUUAUAAGGUAAUAGAUCUCUUGGAAAAUAUGAGAUUUCAUUGCUAUUGACAGUCUCACCAAUUGAGUGAGAAAAAAUCAAAACGAGAGUGAACAUAAUCACGGUGAAGAUGGGAAGAAUAGACACUCACUGUUUCAUUACUUAUUAUGUGAUUGUUGUAAUCGUGACGAUUGCAUGUCUUCGUGUUUCGUGUGGGUUCAAGGUCGAGGAUAAAAAUACACAGUUCAACGAGACUGAAAGCAAUGAAGUACAUGGACUCGACAAAUUAAAUGACAUACGUGAUUCUUCUCUCAAUAAUAUACUAGCUGAUAUUCCAGAAGAUGUAACUGUUAACUGGAAUGAUGAACAAUCAAAUCUCAAUGACGAUUUUCACCCUCAUAAUAUGAAAGACAAACCUACGAAAUUUGAUUCAGAUAUUUCAGAAAUGAUCUAUAUGGACACUAAUUCAUCAAAAGAAUUAGAAAAAAAUAUAAGUAAUAGCUCUAAUCAAAUACGAAAAAAUUCUGAAACUUCUAAGAAUUCUUGCAGAAGUGGAGCAGUAAUAGAUUGCCUGGAAAAAAAUGUGGGAAUUUUAAUUGAUAAUAUAUCAAAAAAAGAGGCUUUAAAUAUUACUGAAUCGAUACAAAUAGUCAGAAGUGCUGAUACACUUCCUAAUAAUGAUACUGAGAGUUUAUUUGAAAAAGUUCGUAGGUUUGCAAAAAGUCAUAUAAUGGAAAUAAAAUUGAACAAGGAUAUUUUCACUCGGUCUCCAAGAACUUUCUUUGGUACAUUCGGCCUGAAGAAACUGCUCCUGCCAUUGUUUAUAGGUGCCCAGAUAAUUAAAAGUAUCUUGAUAGCUCUUUUCUUACCCAGUAUUCUUGGAAGUAUUGGUCAGAUCGUUGGAAAAGGUGUUUCAUCAUUUGCUCAAUCUUCACAAGGUGCUACCGCUCCACCAGAAGAAAACUUCGAGUUUAAGGAUAAUGCCGAUCCCUAUAAUGAUGAUUAUAUGACACGACAACCACUUGGCACUUUGCCGGCUCCUGAGAUGUAUGAUGAAAGCAUGGCGAUGCAACCAGCAACAAAACCAAAUUCUAGAUAUUCUUAUGUUGAUUCUCGACUAUCACCAGCAGCAUUAGACGAUAAAUAUUACACUAGAAUGUUAGUUAAUUCUGCAAUGAAGAAACAAAACUUUAAGAUAUUCCACAAUAUACCACCAGAUGUGUACAUGUUCAAGAAUUACGAUCCAUUUUAUUCACCACUUCUAUCAAGAUUAGAUGCAGUUUUUGCACGUUUAGGUUAUAUAACUGAAGGAUGUCGUGAGUACGCAGUAUGUGCGAUGUACAGAAGUCCAGCACGAUAUGCUCCAUAUUCUAAUCUUAUUUCCGCACAAUUAUCGAAAGAAUUAAAUGAGCUGAGAAAACCAGCAAACGAUAACCCGGACAUUUUAAGAUUCUUCAGGUAUAUGAAGGCAGCAACAGAUGGACAGGAUGGCGUGAGGUGUGAAACAGCAUACACUGAUUGUAAUAUUCCUCGAGAUGACCCAAGCCUGAAGCAAAAUCAGGCAAUGUUGGCAACGUACCAGGAUAUUGAUAAAUUAGUACAUGCAAGGAAAUUGUAAAGAACAUUUAAAACUGAUUUUAAUGCCAGAGAUAAUAUUCCGUUGAUGAUAAGUAUAAUUUCUAUACCAACUUAAAGAUCAACAUCCUCUAUUCAACCUCAGGAUGACUAAAUUGUCAUCUGUUCCUUGAGAAGAUGAAAAAAGAAAAACAAAUGGGAACUUCACCGAUACAUAUUAUUGACAAUCUCUGCAAAAAACCUUUCCGAUGAACAUUCAUCAAUGAAUGAAUAUUAAACUUUUCCCGGUAGAACCGGAACAAACAUGUUGAUUUAACAAUGAUGAUAUUUGUUGAUAGUUGAAGAGGAAUAUCAUGGAAUUGUAUUAAA
Molecule: messenger RNA, 2281 nt
Organism: Chelonus insularis
Lineage: Eukaryota; Metazoa; Arthropoda; Insecta; Hymenoptera; Braconidae
Gene: Osi24
Product: Protein Osi24
Exons: 6
Coding region: 468-1955 (495 amino acids)
Cellular component (GO): membrane
Source: RefSeq, a predicted model, not a curated record